CGCGCUGGUGACGUCAUCAGUGCACGUUCGUGGUGGUCGACUUCGGUGACCUGCGAGCGGCGUUAUCGGCACGGAAGUUGUCCGGCGGCAACGCGACUCCCGACUGUUCGUCUCCGAAGGCAACCCUCAUCGAUGGCAGACCAGCCCGAGCGACUCAACAUAGACAACUUGCUACAGAGGCUGCUCGAAGUGCGUGGCUCUCGGCCAGGCAAGAAUGUGCAGCUAACCGAGACUGAGCUACGCAGCCUGGCAAUGAAGGGGCGCGAGGUGCUCCUGUCGCAGCCCAUCCUGCUGGAGCUGGAGGCCCCACUGAAGAUCUGUGGCGACACCCACGGCCAGUACUACGACCUGCUGCGGCUGUUCGAGUACGGGGGCUUCCCUCCCGAGAGCAACUACCUCUUCUUGGGCGACUACGUGGACCGGGGACGGCAUUCGCUCGAGGUCAUCAGCCUCCUUCUCUGCUACAAGAUCAAAUACCCCGAGAACUUCUUCAUCCUGCGCGGAAACCACGAGUGCGCCUCCAUCAACCGCAUCUACGGCUUCUACGAUGAGUGCAAAAGGAGGUUCAACAUCAAGUUGUGGAAGGUCUUCACAGACUUGUUCAACUGUUUACCAGUGGCUGCCAUAGUAGACGAGAAGAUUUUCUGCAUGCACGGAGGUCUAAGCCCCGACCUGCAGUCGAUGGAGCAGGUGCGGCGGAUAAUGCGCCCGACAGAUGUGCCCGAUCAGGGCCUGCUGUGCGACCUGCUGUGGGCCGAUCCCGACAAGGAUAUCAUGGGUUGGGGUGAGAACGACCGCGGCGUCUCCUUCACUUUUGGAGCAGAUGUGGUCGCAAAGUUUCUGCACAAGCAUGACCUCGAUCUCAUCUGCAGGGCACACCAGGUGGUGGAAGACGGCUACGAGUUCUUUGCCAAGCGACAACUUGUGACACUUUUCUCGGCGCCCAACUACUGUGGCGAGUUCGACAAUGCUGGUGCCAUGAUGAGUGUUGACGAGACCCUCAUGUGCUCAUUCCAGAUUCUGAAGCCAGCCGACAAGAAAAAGUUCCCCUAUGGUGGCAUUGCAGCGGGAGGGGCCAAGCCAUCAGCACCACAGCGGGGACAGUGAACGGGUGCUCAAAAUGGUGGACAAAAAAGAAAGCCUGGCAACCCUGCCUUUGCGGGCGAAGGGAGGUGGCACCGGGCUUUUUUUUUUUCCUUGCAACAACGAGACAACCAAGCGACACCUUUGGAGGAAGGCGAGGGAAAACAAGACCAGCAUGGCAACAUUGGGUACAGCUCGAGAGGGAGGUACCGAUCAGCAUGCUGCCGCACGAGGGUACUAGGUCACCGGGUGGGACAAGUGCCGACCCUCCUCGGUUGCGGAACAGCGGGCUCCUAGAAAAUGCUGACCCACACCUUCCUCACGUAUGCAGCUCUUGUGACAAAAGGACCGAUUGUGAGGACAAAGGGACUGAUCAUGCCUAGCGUCUUUUUUUUUUUUUAACCUCCUGAUCCCUCAGUGUCUUUCACAUAUGUAAUUUGAGUGAUGGCAAUUGCUUUGGACAGGUUGACUGCUUGCACAGUUGCACGCAUUCAGGAACACCCUGUAAUGUGCUCUUUGGUUCCGUUAUUUUCUUUUUUCCCGCUCUCCUACAAAAGCAGCUCUGCUCUCACUCUCCUUCUUGCUAGCAACCCAACCGGGUCUCCCUUCCUCUCCCAGCCAUCUCUUUCUGCUACAGCACUGCCUCGAGUCUUCCCUCCCCCGUGCAUUGGCCAGGUGUUAGGAAAUGUGCCGUCAAAGGGGGUGCGUGUAGAUCUUUGUUGCACCAUCUCUGAUGAGCACCGCUUUGAUGAUGGCUGCCCCGUCCCCAUUUGACCCCUCACUUUUUGCUGCUCAUCUCAGAAAUUUUCCUUUUCUCUCUCUCUGUCCCCAUUGGUUUUCUUCUUUUUUUUUUUUCAAUGCUUGUUUGCACUCUUUUCUUAUUUCCUUCUUUUAUUUACGCCUCGCACUGUUGCUCGUGUCAAUAAAGUGUGCUUUCAUUCACCGGGCAGCUUACUCUAGAAGGAUAAGCGGUAACAGUGUCGGCCACUCUGUCGAGAGCCUGGGAUGGCAGCUCAGAGAGAUGGAACAGUGAAGCCUUCCUUUAUUUCCUGGCACAGUGGUCACAGCCAUCGCAAGCAAUCCGGCUUUUGUUGUUACUUAGAUUUGGGCCUCGUUCACACUUGCUCUGAAAAGAGAUGCACGACCAUCUGAAACUGGCAGCAGUCAUUGACCGCAUUGGCAAGUGUGUGGCAAAUUGGCUCUCAAUACAUGCUGCUCACCUUGCUUGCCCCGUCAUCAUGAUGUAAAUUAAGCGUCUAUGUCUUCAGUCGUUCUGCUGCUGUGCCUUCAAUUCAUGGUUUAACAAAAGUGACCCAGUUGCAUGUGGUCGUGCGACCUCUACCAAUCGCUGGUGUGACUGGGCCCUUGUACAUAUCGGCCAUUCGAAUGCAUGAGUGCGAUAAGUUGACGUUGCUUUGCUGUCUAAAUGAAAUUGCUUCUUGCAAGUGUUCCGAAAUAUACUGUUGCUGCUUUUUACACGUUGAAAUGAUUUAGGUGCUAGCAUUUUAUGGGGAUCAGUGUGCUUUGUUAUAUUAAUUUCAAUACAACGUGUCAGUUUUGUUCAUUGACUUUUGCUUGUUAGUUUUUUAUUGCUGAUGAGAUUUUACAAGUUUUAUUUUCGACUAAGGUAGUUUGCUCCGAACCUCACAUUCCGAGAAAUUGAAUGUUUGAAACCUCGUUUAGAUUUACCUGGUUCAUUUGCUCCUUUUGUUGCUUCUUUUUAGUUUGUGCUUAUAUUCAUGUCUGCUCGUUCUUGUCGUCUGAAAUAGUGGAACUGACACACCUGACUUGUACGAAGCUCUAAAGGUCAACUGCGGCAAUAUCUUAGUACACGCUGAAACUAUAAAGAUGGCGUAGGUAGGGAGGGACCUUUGGCCUAAAUUUUGCUAUUUAAAUGAAAGUGGAUGCAUUGAAAAAAGCCAUUCUCAAUGCUGAAAAUGAGAAAUAUAUUGCAGCAGAUCCAGCUGUUGGAAUCGACGUAUUGCAAAGCUCCUUCUUUCAUUCAGUGCUCUGUGGAGCUAUUUUGUUCGCGUUCUGUGAUAGAACGUAAGAAAACAUCACAAGAGGACGAGAGGGAGCAAACAAGCAAAAGGCAAGCUGGAGGAAUUCAGAAAUGUUUUCAAUGCAUGAAGAAAUAUAGAAGUAUUAUAGCUGAACAUCAAUAUUGGCAGGAAUUGUUUUUCAAAGCUUGAAAUUGAAGAGCGUGAUGACAAUUUAUCUAUCUAUGUUAAUGUCUUCAUUGGGCACUAGGCGGGGUCGCAAGUUUAGAGACAUUCGGUGGUGGGGGGCUGGUUGCGAUUUUCGCAAACAGUCGGCUCGGUAUUGGAUUAAGCGAGGCAUAUUGGCAGGCUAAUUCGAUUCUCUGACCCGAGCACUUACGUUUCGAUCCAAUCCAAGUCAUCCGGAGACCGUUCUGUAUUCGUUCAAUUGGGUGGAACGGCGCCCCCGUCCGUUCUGUGCCCGUUCUUUGCCAAAAUCAUUGACAGCGCUGCCUUUUCCACUUGCUGUUCUCACGUCUGACAGUCACACGAGCCUCGACCAAUCCCGUGUGGCUCCCUCUCGUGACGUUCCGUUCCGUUCUAUCACAGAACGCGUACAAAAUAGCUCCCCUGAUUUGCAUGACAAGACCAGUCUUCCUGGGCGUGUUAUCUACGAUGUUGACGAUCAUUUGUGACCGUACUUGUGUCGGGCUUUGCUUAUAACUAGACUAUAACGGGAGGCACAGACCGGCAGGAAGUCAAGUACAGACUGGAAAUUGAUGCAAGGGCGGUGGGCAAGUGGCAGGUGCAAGGUUGGAUCGAAGCAGGCAGUUGCAUCUGUAUGGGUGCUGCAGUGUUGAUGCAUUAUCACUGCUACUGGCGGUUGCCGACACAGUAAUUAAAGGUGCACGACGUACGUGGGAAGCGGGGUUAAGGUAUCUUCUGUCACGAAUGUAGCACGUGCGACGCAAAACCAAAAGUCUCAACCCUGCCAACAACAACCAGGCAAUUACGUCGGCAACUAUGCUCUGCUGCAAAAGCAUGUGCCUCGCUUACACCUAGUACAUACCUGCCAAGUCUCCCGGAUUACCCGGGAGACUCCCGGAUUUUGAACGUUUCUCCCGGUUGUACGGGUCAUAGGAAAAUCUCCCGGAAAUCCAGUUUUGCCCCGCGCGUGCAGUGCUUUGUCUGGCCACAUGAGCAAGGUUGUCUAGCCACGUCUGGCCACAUCCUAAAUGUGUUAUAGGUUAUAUCAGCCGUUAAUAUGUUUCGUAGAUGCGUUUGUGUACACACAAAAUCUUGCUCGACGAAAUAACUGGUAAGCAAGCGACGACAGGCCUCGCACGCAGAGCGAUGUUACCGCAUGUGCCCUUCGCGCGACGGUGACGGCCGGGUCGUUUCAUCUCUGCUUCAACCGCGUUCGUCUCUAGCGCUAGCGCGCUUUUACUCGCACGUGAAACAGACGAUGCGUAAGCGAUGUUAUCGGUUUGGACUCUGUACAGAUCAGUGGCGACCGCAAAAUCCCGCUGACAGUGUCCGUAUAAUUGCUAUCGCAGUACCCCCCGCGGUCGGCAUACUUUAUGCCCCCCACCCCGUUGAGUAGAUCUCCCGGAUUC
Rhipicephalus sanguineus (brown dog tick) is the source of this 4678-nucleotide messenger RNA. RefSeq names its product serine/threonine-protein phosphatase alpha-2 isoform. The transcript has 7 exons. Gene Ontology annotation, cellular component: nucleus; cytoplasm. Bases 133 to 1107 code for a protein of 324 amino acids. NCBI's taxonomy places the organism in Eukaryota, Metazoa, Arthropoda, Arachnida, Ixodida, Ixodidae. The record is from RefSeq and is a predicted model, not a curated record. Gene Ontology annotation, molecular function: protein serine/threonine phosphatase activity.